This is a messenger RNA of Ochlerotatus camptorhynchus, 2548 nucleotides long. RefSeq names its product Smad on X (gene Smox). Gene Ontology annotation, biological process: positive regulation of transcription by RNA polymerase II; cell differentiation; activin receptor signaling pathway. Gene Ontology annotation, molecular function: DNA-binding transcription factor activity, RNA polymerase II-specific; RNA polymerase II cis-regulatory region sequence-specific DNA binding; I-SMAD binding. The transcript has 8 exons. The record is from RefSeq and is a predicted model, not a curated record. The coding region runs from base 464 to 1885 and encodes 473 amino acids. Gene Ontology annotation, cellular component: heteromeric SMAD protein complex. NCBI's taxonomy places the organism in Eukaryota, Metazoa, Arthropoda, Insecta, Diptera, Culicidae.
CCAAAGCAGUGAGCUGAGGAGCGAGCAGAUUGUACAUUUUUUGGCAAAUUUCCUUCCUGUAGUUACGGUGUGAGAGUGUUGUGCAUUAAUAGGCAAAAUUCGGUAGGAAAUUUACGACGAAUCUCGUCCGAAAUAUCGUCUUCCGGUGGUCCGUGUUUGCCGCGUCCGGUUCGCAGUGGCCGUCAGUGGAAAUUCCGCCGAAUAGCGGUGAAUUUUGCGAUUGCAAAUCUUUGUUAUUUUCUUGUUCCCGUGCGUGUGUCGGCCCCGUUUUCGAAAAAAGUUCCUCGGCUGCCAAAGUGUUUCAGUAAAUCGAUUUUCUUCGACCGUGUGUGGCGUGAGAGUGUUGUGAAACAACCGAGUGCGUAGUUUCCCCGCAGAAGAAAAGGAAAACAGCCCGCACUAAUUGGACCGGUUUUUCCGGAUCAACCGGAAGCCAGGGAUUGAAAUCCUUGUUAUCGAGGAAAUGUUGCCGUUCAGUCCUCCGAUUGUGAAGCGUCUGCUAGGCUGGAAGAAAGCCUCGCCCGACGAUUCCGUCGAGGGGAAGUGGUGCGAGAAGGCGGUCAAAAGUCUGGUGAAGAAGCUGAAAAAAUCCGCAGCUUUGGACGAACUCGAACGGGCCAUUACGACGCAGAAUUGUAACACGAAAUGCGUUACCAUACCAAGAGCACGUCCAGCUAACGGCGAAAAUGGAGUUGCGCUGAGAAAAGGUCUUCCACACGUGAUCUAUUGCAGACUUUGGCGUUGGCCCGAUUUACAGAGUCAAGCCGAAUUAAAAGCGCUGGAUAUUUGCGAAUACGCAUACCACCUGAAGAAGGACGAAGUCUGUAUCAAUCCGUAUCAUUACACAAAGGUCGACUCGCAAUCGCAACAGGUACUGACGAUCCUCGUCCCGAAAAACCUAUCCACACCUCAGGGAGGCGAAAGUUCCAUUACCUAUACCUUGGAUGAUUUGAGCAAUACCGUACCAGUCAAUAUUCAGUACAACAAUGCAUUGAAUGAAAACUAUGUAACCAGCCCACAACCAACCCAGCAGCAACCUCAUCAGCAACAGCAGCAGCCACACCAAACAACCGCCCCGUCAUACAUGGAGGCCACACUGGGUCAGCAGAUUCCGACCAACACCACGAUUAUGGACUCGGUGAACAUCGGCGUCGGCACGAUUCCCAACACCGAGACGCCUCCACCCGGUUACAUGUCGGAAGACGGCGAUCCUCUCGAUCAGAAUGAUAAUAUGACGGAUAUGUCCCGUCUGUCUCCAGCAAUGGAUGCACAACCGGUGAUGUAUCACGAGCCCGCAUUCUGGUGCUCGAUCAGCUACUACGAGUUGAACCUGCGCGUCGGUGAAACAUUUCACGCUUCCCAGCCCUCGAUCACGGUGGACGGCUUCACGGAUCCUUCCAACUCGGAAAGGUUUUGCCUCGGGCUGCUGUCCAACGUGAACCGCAACGAGGUGGUCGAACAGACUCGCCGUCACAUCGGUAAGGGAGUCCGGUUGUACUACAUUGGCGGGGAAGUGUUUGCGGAAUGUCUCAGCGAUUCUAGCAUUUUCGUACAAAGCCCCAACUGUAAUCAGCGGUACGGCUGGCAUCCGGCGACCGUGUGUAAAAUACCACCUGGAUGUAAUCUAAAGAUUUUCAACAAUCAGGAAUUUGCAGCUUUACUAUCGCAGUCCGUCUCGCAGGGUUUCGAGGCGGUCUAUCAACUAACUAGAAUGUGUACAAUUAGAAUGUCGUUCGUUAAGGGAUGGGGAGCAGAAUACAGACGACAAACCGUUACCUCAACACCGUGCUGGAUUGAAUUGCAUUUAAACGGUCCACUGCAGUGGCUAGACCGGGUCCUGACCCAAAUGGGCUCACCACGAUUGCCAUGUAGUUCUAUGUCAUAAGCAUUCAGGAAAACGCAAAGAUUUUCUCGCGAUUGAAGCUGCGGAAAAAAUAUCAAAAAAACAAAUUCGUACUAGUAAGGAAUGCAAGAAUUUAUACAUAAGAACGAGAGAUUGUGAAUGAUUGAUACCAGUUUUGGGUUAGUUUUGUUUUAGUUUUCCAACCAAUCCUAUAUUAAUCUUUUUGUUUUACUGCUAAAAGUUGAAACAAUCUGUAAGCUUCCUUCCUCUAAGUAGCGAUAACCUGAAGUUAUACCAAGUCGGAAAGGGGGCGGCGUUCAUAGUCCCCUUCACACACACACAACCUGUAGUACAGGUGACAAAGAGUGCGUAUACCUACUUAUUGACUAACUAAUAUAAUUAUAACUUUUUAAUAUGUUUUGUUGGCAGUGCCCUAUAGUGUUUACUUUCGUUUAUUUUUGUAAGUAGCGUUUGUAUUUUUCUAAUUAAAAAAAAAACAAACCCGUACUCUUCAGAUGCGUACUCUGCUAUAAGCAUGAUGAUAUUGAAGAUAAAUCAAUCAAAUGUAGUUGCAUGAAUCAACAAAUUUUGUUUACAAAUAUAUUUUAUGAUACUGUUAAGCAACCGAAAGCAAAGCGAUGAAAUCGAAAUUAGAAAUUUCCAAAUUCAAAAUUUAUCGAUCAUAUACAAAACUUACACAACAUU